Molecule: messenger RNA, 2994 nt
Organism: Toxotes jaculatrix (banded archerfish)
Lineage: Eukaryota; Metazoa; Chordata; Actinopteri; Toxotidae
Product: insulin receptor substrate 2-B-like
Exons: 6
Coding region: 785-2785 (666 amino acids)
Biological process (GO): insulin receptor signaling pathway
Cellular component (GO): plasma membrane; cytosol
Molecular function (GO): insulin receptor binding; phosphatidylinositol 3-kinase binding
Source: RefSeq, a predicted model, not a curated record
CCUGGUGCUCUGGCAGCGGCUGUGUUCACAAUGAGAAGUUGCUGAUGUUGAAACAUCCUGAAACCAAACUGGUCUAGCCGUUAAUGUGAUUAUGUCACCAGGACCAACCGCUGCUGCAGCCAGUGUGAGCAGGGGCCUACGAGGGGAAUAAAACCACGUAGAUUCACAAAUAUGUGCAGAUAUUUAGAUUAAAAACUGAAUCUGCAAGUAACUCCUCACAGUCAGAAUCACAGUGUUGUGGAGUAGAAGUGAGUAAAACCAGUGACAUUCAGUCACUGUGUGUUGAAUGAAUGAAUGAAUAUUGGGAAUACCAGGUGCUGUAAGCUUUACAGCCAGCAGAGGGCGCCACCGCCGCCGCUGCUGCUGCUUCAGGGGAGACUGUGAGUUGUAAACACAGGCUUGAGAACGUAAAGAGUCCUUUAACUUUGUGAAUUUAUUUUCCAGCAGCAGCUCAGGUUAAUGUGAGUCAAUCUGUCUGGAGCUUUCUUGUGUUUUUUCAAAGCCACGUAUUUUAUUUUGCCCUCCUAAUAACUUGAAUGAGCGAGUUGUCCAACUUUUCUGUGAUUGAGAGUUGGGCUUUACGAGGAGCUCCUGAACGCCACAGUGAUUGGUCCCAGACACACCUGGGCAGAUUCACCUGUACCCGAAUACGGGAAAGACGCGGAAAAUAAGUUUGGAGAUAAUGUUUUAACUUUAACGCUGUCGUUUCCCUGAAAUGAAAAGCAGUCGUGUGUGUUUCCAGGUGCGAUGUUAAUACCUGUGAGCCGCAGGUUUUCAGCUUGAAAUGAACGAGAUGGCUGAAGGACAUGACGGGUGCGGCAGUCGAAGGAGACCGGUAUCUGCCUCCAGUUCCCCUCUGUCGUCUCCCUGCUGCAGCUCCACCCAAACAUGGCUGCCAGCUGAAUCUCCCCUGCCGCCUCCCUGGAUGAGUGGUCAUCAGCUGGAGCCAGCUGAGGACUCUGGCCACCAUCACGUGGGGAUGCAGACUAGUGAACUUCCUUCAUCUCAUUUCUAUGAAGAACUGUUCUGUACCUGCCAGACGUCCGUCCCUCUGGUCCAGCUGGCCGGCGCCCUCGUCUCCUCCUCUGGGCCGCACAGAGAUGUGGUGAAAGAAGGUUACCUGGGGAAGCUGGAGCGAAACCACAGGAGAUAUUUUGUCCUGAGAGCAGGGAGUCACACUGGGCCGAGCCGACUUGAGUGGUACAAGAGCCGGGAGAAGUUCACAGCAGUGGAGAAGUCUGCCAGCAAAGCUGCGCUGUUUGGGUCGAGCAAGCAAGGGGUUAUUUACCUGAGGUGCUGUCUUGGUGUCAGCCGGACUGGCAGUUCCAGGAAAGGCCACAUGGUUGCGUUGUAUGCCAAGGAUCAGACCAUGGUGCUGGUGGUGGAGGACCAGCAGCAACAAGACGACUGGUAUCUGGCCAUUAAGAGACUGAUGGAGGAAGAGCGGAAGGAUGACGAGCACGGAGAGGGGUUUGAUGAAGAGGAUGAUGGGUACUGCACUCUGCCCCCGGCUGCUUCCUUCAAAGAGGUCUGGCCUGUCUCAGUGAAGCCCAGAGGUCUGGGCCGGUCCAAGUCCCUCACAGGAGAGACCCGGCUCUGCCUCACAGCUACCGCGCUCAUCUUGGUCAGAGUGGGUGCUUGCAGUGAUUUGCGGUCGGUUACGAUACCUUUGCUCAGCGUUCGGCGCUUUGGUCAUUUGGAUGGCUCGUUCUUCUUGGAGCUCGGCAGGUCGGCGCCCGACGGUCCUGGAGAGAUCUGGAUGGAGGCAAGAGACCAAGGAAACUCAGGAAUUGCCCAGAACAUUCAUGAAGCAGUGCGGGACACAGUACGAGCACUGCGAGCUCUUCCUGACUUUAGCAGGUCGCCAGCCUCCAACCACAAUCAGCUUCAAGCACUUCUGAUCUCAAAACGCAGCAGAACCAAACACAGAGACAAGCUGAGCAAUGUGAGACCGCCUAGCUCCCUCCAGGCCUUGCCACCCAGAAGCAGUGACGUCCAGACUAGUCCAACGCGGUGUUACCCGGAGCCCCACAGACCAGAGAGAACAGAGCCUGAAUCCACUCUGAGUUUCGCCUCACACCUCAGCCCUGUCAGAUCCCAGCAAAGGUCCGUGUCUGAGACUGGCAGCUACAUGGAAAUGAGGAUGCAGCACUGUGGUGCUGCAGCCUGCAGGAUGGAGGGAUGGGAGCUGGGAGACGAGCAGGAAGGUCUGGGCUACAUGAUGAUGUCCCCACAAGUCAGCCACAGUUCAUCUGUGUUACCUCAGGAUGACUAUGUGACCAUGGCGAGCCCACAUAAACACCACUGGCCUCCCUACGCUUCACCCUCCUCUUCCCUUCAGACGUCAGUCAACAGCUCCUCCUCUGACGGCUGCUCUCCGGUGCACCCAUCACGUCAUCAGACCAGUGAGCACAGUCGGCCACACUGGCAGGUGACCCCAGUCCAACGGUCAGAAACAGACGUUGGCCAAUCACAGACGAGCAUCAGCUGCUCCUCCAGACCGCUGGUGGAUGAUGCGAGGGUGGAGAAGAAAUCAGCCGAGCACAGACGUCACUCAGCACAGACCAGGGCUGCUUGUUCUCCUGUGGGCAGCGUGGAUGUAUCUGACCUGAGGCCUCCAUCUACCUCAAGCGGGCCAGGCUAUACUAGGCCAGUCCAGUCUAGUCCAAGAUCUGAUACAGGCCGGCCUAGUCAACUUCAAGCUGUACCAGACCAGUCUUCUGUUAGAAGACACCGGCUGCCAUCCUGUCUGCCUUCUUGCCUGCAAAGUGAGGACACAUCCUGAGUGUCUCGGUUAUUUACUCUGGUGUGGCAGGUCGCUCUGUGACUGGAUGUCAGGAAAAUCCAAAGUGUCAUGAAUCAUGGAAACAGCUGACACGUCCAUCUGCUGCUCUUAUUUGUGUGUAAAUGCACUGUGGAAUUGUUUGGUUGUUUUUUGAAGAACGUGUUAAAUCACUCAGCACUUGAUGUUUCACUGUCACACGAUGUGUUUAA